Messenger RNA from Onychomys torridus (southern grasshopper mouse), 4912 nucleotides. It is a transcript of the gene Gnptab, whose product is annotated as N-acetylglucosamine-1-phosphate transferase subunits alpha and beta. Lineage: Eukaryota; Metazoa; Chordata; Mammalia; Rodentia; Cricetidae. Gene Ontology annotation, biological process: N-glycan processing to lysosome; carbohydrate phosphorylation. Gene Ontology annotation, cellular component: Golgi apparatus. The coding region runs from base 266 to 3979 and encodes 1237 amino acids. Gene Ontology annotation, molecular function: UDP-N-acetylglucosamine-lysosomal-enzyme N-acetylglucosaminephosphotransferase activity; calcium ion binding. The transcript has 21 exons. The record is from RefSeq and is a predicted model, not a curated record.
CCGCCUCUCGGAGGCCAACCCGGGCGGCGCCGGCCGCCUUGCGGGCCGCGGGUCCGCCUCCGCCGCGCCGAGGGCGUGGGCUCCGGGCUCCCGGAAGCGGCGGCCGCGGCGUGGAGCCCAGCGGGCUGUCGGUCGCCGGAGCCACAAUGCACGGCGACCGGGGGCUGUGAGCUGAGCGCGGCGGCGCGGCCGUGGAUGGCGGCUCGCUGAGGCGGUGGCGCGGCGCGGGCUCCUCCCGGCGUGGGGUGGCGGGGCCGCCGGGGUGAUGCUGCUCAAGCUCCUGCAGAGACAGACCUAUACCUGCCUAUCCCACAGGUAUGGGCUCUACGUCUGCUUCGUGGGCGUCGUGGUCACCAUCGUCUCGGCUUUCCAGUUCGGAGAGGUGGUUCUGGAAUGGAGCCGGGAUCAAUACCAUGUUUUGUUUGAUUCCUACAGAGACAAUAUUGCUGGGAAAUCCUUUCAGAAUCGGCUCUGUCUGCCCAUGCCGAUCGACGUGGUCUACACCUGGGUGAAUGGCACAGACCUGGACCUGCUCCAGGAACUGCAGCAGGUCCGGGAGCAGAUGGAGGAAGAGCAGAAAGCUAUGAGGGAAGUCCUUGGGAAGAACACAACAGAACCAACAAAGAAGAGUGAGAAACAGUUGGAGUGCCUGCUGACGCACUGCAUCAAGGUGCCCAUGCUUGUUCUGGACCCGCCCUUGCCAGCCAACAGCUCCCUGAAAGACCUGCCAGCUCUUUAUCCAUCUUUUCAUGCCGCCAGUGACAUGUUCAAUGUUGCAAAGCCGAAAAAUCCUUCUACGAAUGUAUCAGUUGUUGUUUUUGACAGGACUAAGGAUGUUGAAGAUGCCCAUGCUGGACUAUUUAAGGGAAGCAGCAAGCAGACAGUCUGGAGAGCCUACCUGACGACAGACAAAGAAGUCCCAGGCUUAGUGCUGAUGCCCGACUUGGCCUUCCUGAGUGGCUUCCCGCCGACGUUCAAGGAGACAAGUCAGCUGAAGACAAAACUGCCAGAAAACCUUUCUUCAAAAAUCAAACUGUUGCAGUUAUAUUCGGAGGCCAGUGUCGCGCUUCUAAAACUGAAUAACCCCAAAGGUUUCCAAGAGCUGAACAAGCAAACCAAGAAGAACAUGACCAUCAAUGGGAAAGAGCUGACCAUCAGCCCUGCGUAUCUGCUGUGGGACCUGAGUGCCAUCAGCCAGUCCAAGCAGGAUGAAGAUGUGUCUGCCAGCCGUUUCGAAGAUAACGAAGAGCUGAGGUAUUCAUUGCGAUCUAUCGAAAGACAUGCGCCCUGGGUUCGGAAUAUUUUCAUUGUCACCAACGGGCAGAUUCCAUCCUGGCUGAACCUUGACAACCCUCGAGUGACCAUAGUAACCCACCAGGACAUAUUCCGAAAUUUGAGCCACCUGCCUACUUUCAGUUCACCUGCUAUUGAAAGUCACAUUCAUCGCAUUGAGGGGCUGUCACAGAAGUUUAUUUAUCUAAAUGACGAUGUUAUGUUCGGUAAGGAUGUUUGGCCAGAUGACUUCUACAGCCACUCCAAAGGCCAGAAGGUUUAUUUGACGUGGCCUGUGCCCAAUUGUGCCGAGGGCUGCCCCGGCUCCUGGAUUAAAGAUGGCUACUGCGACAAGGCCUGCAACAAUUCCGCCUGUGACUGGGACGGCGGCGAUUGCUCUGGUAACAGUGGAGGAAGCCGCUAUGUUGCAGGAGGUGGGGGUACCGGGAAUAUUGGAGCCGGACAGCCCUGGCAGUUUGGUGGAGGAAUAAACAGUGUCUCUUACUGUAACCAAGGGUGUGCGAAUUCCUGGCUUGCCGAUAAGUUCUGCGACCAAGCCUGCAACGUCUUGUCCUGCGGGUUUGAUGCUGGUGACUGUGGACAAGAUCAUUUUCAUGAACUGUAUAAAGUAACACUCCUCCCCAACCAGACUCACUAUGUUAUCCCCAAAGGUGAAUACCUGCCCUAUUUCAGCUUUGCAAAAAUAGCCAGGAGAGGAAUCGAAGGCGCCUACAGUGAUAACCCAGUCAUCCGACAUGCAUCCAUUGCAAACAAGUGGAAAACCAUCCACCUCAUCCUGCAUAGUGGGAUGAACGCAACCAUGGUCCACUUUAAUCUCACACUCCAAAGGGAAAAUGACGAAGAGUUCAAAAUCCAGCUAACAGUAGAGGUGGACACCAGGGAGGUGCCAAAGCUGAACUCUACAACCCAGAAGGCCAAUGGGAAUUUGGGUAGCCCAGUGACACCUCUUCCCCAGGCUGAAAUCCCUUUUGAAGACGUUCCCAAAGGGAAACGCUUCCCCAAGGUCCGGAGAUAUGACGUAAACACAACAGGGAGAUUCCAAGAGGAGGUGAAAAUCCCCCUGGUGAACAUUUCACUCCUUCCAAGAGAAGCCCAGGUGAGACUGAGCAACUUGGAUCUGCAACUGGAACUUGGAGACCUCACUCUGAAAGGAUACAACUUAUCCAAGUCAGCCUUGCUGAGGUCUUUCUUGGGGAGCUCACCAGAUCCUGAAGUAAAACCUCAGGCUAGAAGGACUGACCAAACAAAAGACAAUUUGGAGAUCCCACAGGAAAAGCCCUCUCACAAAAGCCCAGGGGGCUUUGUUGUUGGUCAGAGAUCGGAGAGAUGGACGUCCCCAGUGGGGACAGUGAACGCGAAUGGCCAGGACAGUGAUUUGAAUCCACCCCCGGUCUUGGAGACCAAUGUAAGAGCUAAGCCAGAGACUCAGGCGCCACGUGCACUAAGCAUGCGUGUAACCAAGGAAGGGCUCCCGGGCAGAGAAGAGGAAGGAGGCCAAGUGGAGGGCGAUGUUGACAGCCGCAUAGCUGUAAAUGAAGUAGUGCCCGGUCGGAGGCUGCAGCACUACACGCACACUUACCCAGGCUUUUUGCCUUGGGAGAAAAAAAAGUCCUUCCAAGACCUUCUUGAUGAGGAAGAGUCAUUGAAGAUACAGUUGGCAUACUUUACUGAUAGCAAACGUACGAGGCGGCAGCUAAAAGACACGUUCGCGGACUCACUCCGAUACGUCAAUAAAAUUCUAAAUAGCAAGUUUGGCUUCACGUCCAGGAAAGUCCCUGCACACAUGCCGCACAUGAUUGACAGAAUCGUUAUGCAAGAACUGCAAGACAUGUUCCCUGAAGAGUUUGACAAGACCUCAUUUCACAAGGUACGCCACUCUGAGGACAUGCAGUUUGCCUUCUCGUAUUUUUAUUAUCUCAUGAGUGCAGUCCAGCCCCUGAAUAUUUCUCGAGUCUUUAAUGAAGUAGAUACAGACCAAUCUGGUGUCCUGUCCGAUAGAGAAAUCCGAACACUCGCUACCAGAAUUCAUGAUCUGCCUUUGAGCUUGCAGGAUUUGACAGGUUUGGAACACAUGCUAAUAAAUUGCUCAAAAAUGCUUCCUGCUAAUAUCACUCAACUGAACAAUAUUCCACCAACUCAAGAAGCAUACUAUGAUCCCAAUCUGCCACCGGUCACUAAAAGUCUUGUCACCAACUGUAAACCAGUAACCGACAAAAUCCAUAAGGCAUACAAAGACAAGAACAAGUAUAGGUUUGAAAUAAUGGGAGAAGAAGAAAUCGCUUUCAAAAUGAUUCGUACCAAUGUUUCUCAUGUGGUUGGCCAGUUGGAUGACAUAAGAAAAAACCCCAGGAAGUUUGUUUGUCUGAAUGACAACAUUGAGCACAAUCAUAAAGAUGCCCAGACAGUGAAGGCUGUUCUCAGGGACUUCUAUGAAUCCAUGUUUCCCAUACCUUCCCAGUUUGAGCUGCCAAGAGAGUAUCGGAACCGUUUUCUUCACAUGCAUGAGCUGCAGGAAUGGAGGGCAUAUCGAGACAAGUUGAAGUUUUGGACCCAUUGCGUACUAGCAACAUUGAUUAUAUUUACUAUAUUCUCAUUUUUUGCUGAACAGAUAAUUGCUCUUAAGCGAAAGAUAUUUCCCCGGAGGAGGAUACACAAGGAGGCUAGUCCAGAUCAAAUCAGGGUGUAGAAGAUCUUCAUUUGAAAAUCACCUACCUCAGCGUCUUCUGAGCAUCUCACACCUCGCCAUCAUAGGGGUGUCCCCAUGAUGCAAUGCACAGACACAAGGGUGUCCCCACGAUGUGAUGCACGGAAGGCCUGCUCGGAAGCAGGGACAACAAGCAGACCAUGUUCUUCUGCAGCAUGAAUAGAGCCCCCUGCCCUGGAAUUCAUCAGCACACUUAGAACUCGUGUUGACGGCUUGUACAGCUUGUAUUUUUAAAGGAUGUGCCGAAGGACCUGUCGGCUUGUUGAUGAACCCUCUCUGACAAACUUCUGGUUUCCUUCCUUGCAGCCUAAGAAGUCAGGCCAGCCUGGGAGCAAGUGCUGAGGGAGCCCAGGCUUUGCAUUCCAGUCUUUUGGCAUAACUUUUCACUUUCCUCUUCUUUUAUUCCUUUCUCAUUUUUAAAAAUAAGUAGCUCCUAAGCUAGUUAUUCUCGCUUCUGAAAAUAACGAAUCAGGAUGUCCAAACAUGUUUGUACAGAUCUUAUUUAAAUAAUGUACAACUAGCACUUCCUUUUAGCAUAAUCUAAAUUAUUGACUUUAUUAACAUUGAAGUGGUCUUGAAUCACUAACACCUACUGAAGAGCUCGGUGAUUGAGUGAAAGUGCCCUGUCUAACUUAGUCCCCCAGGAUACUGUGAUUUUGUCUGCAGGCCUAAUUGCAAAGGGCUAGUGUCAAGUACCAAUGCUACUCACCAGAUGUAAUUAUGUCUUGGAAACGUACACACUCAAACAAAAGUGCCUCACUUUAGAAAUGAGUAGCACUGACGGCACCCGGCGACCCUGGUGUCCAGUUGAAAAUCCACCGUAUCUUCCAACAGCUCACUUUCAGCUUACUCUGUCAGAACAGGGUCAGCCAACUUUUUCUGUAAAAGAACAGAGAGUAAAUAACUUGAGACACA